Messenger RNA from Penicillium longicatenatum, 2625 nucleotides. Its product is annotated as coatomer subunit beta'. Lineage: Eukaryota; Fungi; Ascomycota; Eurotiomycetes; Eurotiales; Aspergillaceae. The transcript is spliced from 7 exons. Gene Ontology annotation, cellular component: COPI vesicle coat. The coding region runs from base 1 to 2625 and encodes 874 amino acids. Gene Ontology annotation, molecular function: protein binding; structural molecule activity. Gene Ontology annotation, biological process: endoplasmic reticulum to Golgi vesicle-mediated transport; retrograde vesicle-mediated transport, Golgi to endoplasmic reticulum; intra-Golgi vesicle-mediated transport. The record is from RefSeq and is a predicted model, not a curated record.
AUGCGGCUCGACAUCAAGAGGCAACUCUUUGCCCGCUCCGAGCGGGUGAAGGGUAUCGACUUCCACCCCACAGAGCCAUGGAUCCUGACCACCUUGUACAGCGGUCACGUUUACAUUUGGUCAUACGAGACACAGUCAAUUAUCAAAACAUUCGAGCUCACCGAUGUCCCUGUUCGUGCCGGUCGAUUCAUCGCGCGGAAGAACUGGAUCGUUUGCGGUUCGGACGACUUCCAGCUCCGUGUCUAUAACUACAAUACCUCCGAGAAGAUUACAUCCUUCGAAGCACACCCGGACUACAUCCGUUCAAUUGUUGUCCAUCCGACUCUGCCUUACAUUCUCACCGCCAGUGAUGAUAUGACCAUUAAGUUGUGGGAUUGGGAGAAGAAUUGGAAGUGUGUUCAGGUCUUUGAGGGUCACAGCCACUAUGUGAUGGGAAUGGCGAUUAACCCAAAGGACACGAACACUUUCGCAAGUUCUUGCCUUGAUCGAACUGUCAAAAUUUGGAGCCUUGGCUCGCCCCACGCCAACUCGACCCUCGAGGCGCACGAAACAAAGGGUGUAAACCACGUCGACUACUACCCCGGAGCCGAUAAACCAUAUCUCUUGACCACCAGCGAUGAUAAGACAAUCAAAGUUUGGGACUACACCACCAAAGCACUUGUCGCAACAUUGGAGGGCCACACUAGCAAUGUCUCUUUUGCGUGCUACCACCCUGAAUUGCCCGUCAUUAUUUCAGGUUCGGAAGAUGGAACAAUCAAGAUCUGGCACGCGAACACCUACCGCCUGGAGCAGUCACUAAGCUAUGGUUUGGAGCGCGCAUGGUGUGUUGCCUACCAGAGGGGCCGACAGGGCGUUGCAAUGGGUUUCGACGAUGGUGCAGUUGUUGUGAAAAUGGGCCGCGAGGAACCCGCAGUCUCGAUGGACGGAUCCGGUAAGCUCAUUUGGGCCAGACACAGCGAGGUGGUCUCGUCUGUCAUUAAGGGUAGUGAAGCGAGCCUGAAGGACGGUGAACCCCUUUCAUUGCCGGCCAAGGAUCUGGGAACCUGCGAGGUAUACCCACAAACUUUGACCCAUUCACCAAAUGGACGUUUCGUCUCCGUUUGUGGCGAUGGCGAAUACAUAAUUUACACAGCGUUAGCAUGGCGCAACAAGGCCUUCGGUCAAGCUCUGGAUUUUGCCUGGGGCUCCAAGGACAACAGCAAUGAUUACGCCAUCCGUGAAUCCGCAACAAGUGUCAAAAUCUUCAAGAACUUCAAGGAGCAACCCGGUGGCCUUGACGUCGGAUUCCAAGCCGAGGGGCUGACUGAUGGUGUGCUACUUGGCGUCAAGGGCCAAGGUGGCAUUGGUCUUUUCGAUUGGGAGUCCGGUAGCUUGGUCCGACGAAUUGAAGUUGACCCUAAGAAUGUCUACUGGUCUGAGUCUGGCGAACUUGUCACACUCGCGUGUGAGGACGCUUUCUACGUUUUGAGGUACUCGAAAAAGGCCUUUAUCGAAGGUGUCAACAACGGGGAGGCCGAUGAAGAUGGUGUCGAGGCGGCUGUCGAGCUUGUCGCUUCUAUUAACGAGACAAUCACAAGUGCCUGCUGGGUGGGAGACGUUCUCAUUUUCUCGAGCUCUACAAACCGUUUGAACUAUCUCGUUGGAGACCAGGUCAUCUCGAUCAGCCACAUGGACCAACCGGCCUAUGUUCUUGGAUAUCUCCCUCGUGAUGGUCGAAUCUACUUAUGUGACAAGGACGUUAAUGUCGUUUCAUUCGGCCUGUCCCUCAGCAUGGUUAGCUACCAGACUGUCGUUCUGCGCGGUGAUAUGGAAACAGCCGCCGAAUUACUCGAAGAUGUGCCCCAAGAUCAAAUGAACAAGGUCGCCCGUUUCCUUGAGGGCCAAGGAUACAAGGAAAUGGCCCUUGAAGUUGCCACAGAUCCCGAACACCGCUUCGACCUGGCCCUAUCACUUAACGAUCUUGAAACUGCCCUCCAGAUUACUCGCGACGCGAAGGUCGAGAACAGCCACCGAUGGAAGCUUCUUGGCGACAAGUCUAUGGAGUCUUGGAACCUUGCUCUUGCUGAGGAGUGCUUUGUCAACUCGAAAGAUUUCGGCUCUCUUUUACUGCUACACACUGCCAGCAACAACCGUACAGGCCUCCGUGCCCUCGUUGCUCAAGCCUCCGAGGCAGGCCUACACAACGUUGCCUUCUCUGCUCUCUGGUCCCUUGGUGAUGUCGAUGGUGGCAUCGACCUGCUCGUCCAGACCAGCCGCAUUGCCGAGGCUGUCUUCUUCGCCCAGACUUACAAGCCCAGCCGUGCACCCGCACUUGUUGUCCAGUGGAAGGAGUCUCUUGAUGCCUCAGGCAAGUCUAAGGUCGCUCGUCUGAUCGGAGUUCCACCAGGAGCCCCUGAUGUUGCUUCGACAGACGAUGACCUGUUCCCAGAGUGGGACGAGUACAUCCGUCUGGAGAAAGAGGGCGUUCCCGAGCCUCCGUCAUCCGAGUCUCUGAUCGAUAUUAACGCGGACGACGAUAACGAGCCCGCAAGUGCGACAAACGGGGGUCCUGAGGUGGAAGGCGAAGCCGAGCCUGGAGAGGAGGCGGAGGAGGAGACCGAGGCCGAUGCUGAGGCUGAGGAGUAA